AUGUGUCGAUCAAUUAUUGUUGUCCUGCUGAUCAGUUGUUUGGUGUUGAUCAACGCAGGUGUGAUUAGGCUGGAUGGUGACGAUGACGAUGAUGAUAGCAAUCCAACAUCUGAGAGCGACACGACGUCACGAUCGAAAGGUGGUGGUAGUCUAAGGGGUAAAGCAACUCCGUCUCCAAGGCCACAGGCAAACAUAAGGAAACCGCAACCAAAGCAUCUGUCUGACAUCACGCCGUCGCCGUCAUUCGACGAGAUCGUUCUAUCGACCGAUGCUCCACCUGGUUUCGUGUGUUCAACAUGCCUCAAGUUUGUGAAGAAGCUAGCNCGCUAA
This is a messenger RNA of Anisakis simplex (herring worm), 330 nucleotides long. The record is from the annotation of a GenBank genome assembly. NCBI's taxonomy places the organism in Eukaryota, Metazoa, Nematoda, Chromadorea, Rhabditida, Anisakidae.